This is a messenger RNA of Cyprinus carpio (common carp), 6459 nucleotides long. RefSeq names its product uveal autoantigen with coiled-coil domains and ankyrin repeats protein-like. Lineage: Eukaryota; Metazoa; Chordata; Actinopteri; Cypriniformes; Cyprinidae. The record is from RefSeq and is a predicted model, not a curated record. Gene Ontology annotation, molecular function: actin binding.
AGUAUUUUCCUGCAGUGCUGAGGUUCCUCUCUUUUGGCUGGCCUUGUUGCUCACGGGUGUCACCGUAACGGUUACUCAUGGACUAGAUAUGCUAGGAUGGUUUAUUAUUAGCAGUUCUACCCCAAUCAGCCAUUGGAGGAAGGUCUGAGGGGCAAAAAUAAAGAGGUAACCACCCUGAGCCUGUCUGCGUGCUGUUUACAGGGAUAUUUUAGACCUGGAAGAGUCCACAUUUACGCCAGAGGUUGAACGUCCUUGCCAUUUGGCAUAGAGGAGCAAAGCAGAUACAGACAGAAGGAGAAGAGAAGAGAACGAAAGCAGGAUAGAGGUUGUACGGAUAGGGGGACGGUCUGACAGAGAGGAGAAGAGACAGAGACUCAGCCCCGGAGGAGGAGCUGCUGUCCCGGGGCUGGUCCCUGUGCUACAGCGGCUCACUCUCUGUGUGUUUGCGCCGUUCCUCGUGCCGUGAUGAAGUCUUGUGGAGAGGCUGUGGGCUUGAGAGAAGUUCGAGGACUCUGCCGAGGUUUCUGGUCCCCCAGCGAGGCGCAGGCUGUCUGCUGGAGAGGGGGAUUCAUCUGAAGACCACAAGCACACAAACACUCACUGGCUGAGUGUUCAUUUUUUAAGACAGAACUUUUUCUUAUUUUUGUACUUCUCCAGACCACAGCAAAAGGACCACCAAGAUGAGUCGAUGGCUCAAAUGCACCUCCAUGUACUUUAACACAGACUGGAAUAAGUAUGAUGACAGGCUGAUGAAGGCAGUGGAGAGGAGGGAGGUGGACAAGGUCGCAGCAGUGCUUGGCAAGAAGGGCAUCAUCCCCACCAAACUUGACGUAGAGGGCCGCUCUGCCUUCCAUCUUGCUGCCACCAGAGGACAUCUCGACUGCCUGAACCUCAUUCUUAAUCACGGUGUGGAUGUCACGGCCACGGAUGCCACAGGAAAAAAUGCCUUACACCUGGCAGCCAGAAAUGCCCAUUCACUAUGUGUGCAGAAACUACUCCAGCACAAUUGCCCAGUGGGAAACGUGGACCUGCAGGGAAGAACAGCCUUGCAUGAUGCUGUCAUGGCCGGCUGCUCCUCCAGUGUGAAGCUGCUCUGUGACAGUGGGGCAUCAGUUAAUGUCUGCGAUUUUGAUGGUCGCACUCCAUUGGUGCUUGCCACUCAAAUGUGUCAUCCACACAUCUGUCAGCUGCUGUUAGAACGAGGAAGUGACAUCACAGUCAGAGACAAACAGAACAAAACGGCAUUGAUUCUGGGCUGCGAGUAUGCAUGUAAGGAUGCUGUGGACGUUUUGUUGAAACAUGGUGCUGACGUCACUGCUGUGGAUGGUUUCAGCCAUGACAGUUAUCACUAUGCACGGCUCAGCAAAAACCAGGAGCUUGUCUCUCUGGUCAAGAGUUAUCUGGACAUUGCCACAAAAGCAAAAGAGGCUGCCAAGAUGGAACAAAAAAAGAGACAGAUGGUCUCUGAAACCUCUAACCAUGAUAAGAUCAUACAGGACUUGGAGAAAAAGAAUGAGAGCCAACAGGAGACACUAAAGCAGUUCCACCAGGAAAAGAGAACGCUGCUCGAUAAAGUUAACACGCUUCAGCAGCAACUCAGUCAGGAAAAGUCAACAGUGGAGGACAUUCACAAGGAGAAAGAACAGCUGAAGCGUUUACUUUCUGCCAAAGAGAAGGAGGAAGGAGCCAGGGCCAUGGAGACUGUGAGAGUCCAGCAGCGGAGUCAUUUGGGAGAUUACCCUGGCCAGUCUGUGAUCAAAGGAAAAGACAAUGUACUAGUGCGACAGUCACACAGCCUGGAUUCUGCUCAGAUCUUGCAGCCUACAGGACCAUCUCGAUCAGUGGCUCGACCUUUGGAGCUGUCUCGGCCAGUGGUUGGUGAUCCUGAAACACUCUUUCAAGAGCUUGAAUGUGUCCGCAGACAGCAAGAGGCUGCACAAGAGGAGGUGGGCAGCCUCCAAAAGGCUCUAGCAUGCAAGUCUCAGGAGUGUGAGGAGCUGACUAGGAAGUGUGAGACCACCAAACGCGAAUCAGAUCAGCAGAUUCACGAGUUGGAGGAAGCCAUGGGAGAUGUGCAGAAGCGAAUGAUAGACUCUGAGGCAAAGGUGAAACAGCUUCAGGCUCAUGUGGUGGCGGUAAAGGAGCAUCUCAGUAACCAAGUUGUUGAUGACCUCAAAGCACAGCUGAAUGAGGUGAAGGCAAAGUAUGAGGGUGCUUCUGCUGAAGUUGGACGGGUCAGGAACCAUUUAAAGCAGAGUGAGAAAGCUUUGGAGGAAUACAAGAAAAGUGAAGGGCUUCUGGCUGUGGAGGUUGAGAGGCUCACUGCAGAGCUGAGUGCAAUGCAUGAGGACCAUAAGAACAUGGAGGAGACGCUCUUAAACUUGGAGGGUCAAGUGAAGACUGCAGAUGCCAGGUUGACCUUGAUGGUUCCUGGAGAGAAGUUUGACAACAUGAAAAACCUCCUUACCAAUGCUGUAGAUGAGAAGGAGCUACAGCUGGCUGAGUUAAGGGAAGAUUAUGACCGUGUGCUGGAGGAAGUGGCAGAGCUCCACCGUGCAAUGGAUGACCGACAAACGGUCCCCCUGCAAGAGCACGAGCGAGUACGGGCUGCUCUUGAGGAGCAAAGCUCAACCCUGAAGAAGAAACUUGCAGAUGUCACUGCAAAGUGUCAGUCAUUAAUAUGUGAAGUGGAGGAAGGUGAUGAUGAGAGAGAACUGCUCAGAGAAGAGCUGCAGGAGCUCAGCAACAAUAUGAAGACCAAGUUCGUGACCUUGGAAAACCAUGAGGAGGUGAAGAGGUCUAUGGGACUCGCUGUGGAGGAAUUGAGGGUUAGGUUAGCAGAGGAGACUGAGAAGAGAAAACAGACUGAAGAGCAGCUACAAAGGCUGCAGGAAGAGAAGACUACUCUUUGUGAGAACAUUGCCAAUCUGAGGAGCAUGUACAUCCCUUGUGAACGUUAUGAGAGCGAGAUGGCUGCACUCACAGAAAUCAACACAGAACUGGAAAGAGAUCUUAAUAGCCUUCAAGAUCAAUACCAGGAGAAAGUCAGUGAACUUGAGAUUUUGGCAGCUGAAAAAUCAUUACUGAAGCAGAGCUUUGACAUUGAGUUUGUCACAAAGAAUGAGCAUGAGAGAGUGCAGACAGAGUUAAAUGAGGCUUUGGAGAAAGCAAAGAUUGAAAUUGCAAAGUUGAGGGAUGAUUAUAGAGUUGGGGAUGAGGAGUUACAGAAGGCGAAAGAAGGAAAUGCUAUGUUGAAGGAGGAGUUUGAGAAUGUGCAGGCCAAGUUAGAAAAUGAGUAUAUAAGCCGUGUGGAACAUGAGAUCUUGAAAACCACAAUGAGCAAAGCUUUAUCAGAAGCAGAGGGAAGAGCUCAAGAUGCAUACUCCAAGUACCAGUGUGCUCAAGAGAGCGCAUCAAAGCUCCAUGAGGAAGUUGAAGCACAGAAGAAAGAGUUGGAUACUAUUCAAGAGGCAUUGCAGUUGAAGUUUGUUCCGUUGACUGCUAUGGAGGAAAAAGAGAUGCAUUUCAACACCGUUUUGAAGGACUUGGCAGAAAAACUUGCCGAAAUGCAGGAGAUGUACAGUGACGAAAAGACCAAAGGGGAAUGCCAAAGGCAGGAGAACGAAAAAUUGAAAGAUGAGAUGGCAUCUCUGCAGCAGAAACUUCAGACGGGGAUUGUGUCCAGUGAGAAGUACAAAGAAGUGGAAGAUCGCUGCAAGGGCCAGGUGGAGGAGCUGAGUCUGAAGUUGGUGGAGCUGGAGCAGCAAUAUAAAGAGGUUACGAUCCAGCGGGCCGAACUAGAAGAGAAAAAUGCAUUGUGCAACUCUGAGAUCCAGAGUCUCCAAAAGAAACUGAACUGUGAGUAUGUCCAUCUGGAGCAGUUUGAGGCCAUGCAGAGCUCUCUGAGUGGCAGCCUGCAGGAGGUGCAAAAGGAGUGCAAGUGCCUACGUGAAGCUCAUAGACUGGAAGUCCAGCGUGUUCAUGAACUAGAGAAACAGCUUCAGAGUCAGAGCUGUGAUGAGGCCCAGUAUAGCCAGGUUAGAGAGGCUCUGGAACAUGAGGUCAAUGAGCUUCGCUUGGCACUGCGGGAGGAGGAAGAAACCAGUGCGCAAAGGGCUGAGGACGUAGCUACUCUGCAGACUGAGCUUCUUAGAGCCACACACGCUCUGGAUGACCUCCGCAGCCAUGAAGAGCAGGUGACCAAGCUCAGAGCUGAAAAGCAGAAGUUGGAGGAGGAGGUGCGUGAGCUUGGCGAUCGGCUUUCAGGACUGGAUGAGCAGUAUAAGGACCUAUACAGGGAAACGACUCGGGCUAGGGAGGGUGAAAAGAGGGCGAGAACAGAAACCGAGGCCUUGCAGGUAAAGAGUGCCUCUAUUGAGAAGGAGAUUGGAGAUCUGAAGGAGAGAUACGAGGAAUCGAUGGGCACCAUUGUAGAACUGCAGAAGAGGAUUCAGGCAUCCACAGAGCAGACUGAGCUUAAAGACAAAAGGAUCACAGAACUGUUGGCAGAUGUUGAAAGGCUGAAACAGGCUCUGAAUGGCUUAUCCCAGCUGGCUUAUGCUGGCAACACGCCCAACAAGAGACAGACUCAACACAUUGACGCACUCCAAGCCCAGGUCAAGAGCCUCCAGCAACAGCUGGCUGAUGCUGAGAGGCAACACAGAGAAGUGGUUUCAAUUUAUCGAACUCAUCUUCUCAGUGCGGCACAGGGUCACAUGGAUGAAGAUGUCCAAGCUGCCUUAUUGCAGAUCAUUCGAAUGAGACAAGGUUUUGUGUGUUGAGCUCAGCACACUGAGACUACACUGACUCCAAUUCAUCAUUCGCACAGUAACCUCACGUUCAGCUCAGUGCGGUUUGAUACUGCUCUGGAAUACUUCGGUCAGAAAGUCACAUAUUGCAACAUUUGACGUCCUGAUUAGGCUGAGUGUUGUAAGCACUAACAUUGUGUAUCUAUAACAUAGAUUUGCUUUGUGACACUACUAGAUAUAGCAGUAAGGAUAGUUAUACUUAUCCAAAAUCAUAAAUCAUAAACAUGAGAGGCAAUGGAUAAUGAUUUAUUCACAAAUGAGCAUACUGGCUUAACUAGGUGCGCUAUUGCUACAAGCUAUAGAGGUGAAGGAAAGUGUGGAUUGCUUUAAAGAUGUAAACUGCACAUUCAGUGAUUAAGUCUCAUGUACGUCCUUAUUUCAUGUUGAAAUAACCUAACUACAGUUUAAAGAAGAACAUUCCCUCGCUCCACUCUUAUAGCCUUGAUCUGAGCUACAUGUACAGUGUAUUAAUGAGGGACUAGAGAUUUUAACCUUCUGUUCUUAGUCCAGCAUUAUUGUAUCCUCAGCAGUGGUUACAGUAAUAUUCUGGUUAGAGGAAGUAGAUCUUUCAACACUAAGGAAACUAGCUUCCAGGCUUUAGUGGAGUGGUGUGCACAGAGGCACAUCCUGGGCAGACAAUAGUAAUAUAACAUGUAAGUUAAUGCACAUACAGUAUACAGUAAGAGCAUAAAUGCACAGUAAAAGUCAUUUGCACAGAUGUUUUGGAGGCUCCCAGAAUUGUUAUGAUCCAAAGUCAUCAUAAAAGAUCAGAGCACACCACUGCAGCUUCUUCGUACACUUAUCUUUUGCAGAUUUGCCCAUGUCCAUACACUGGAUCGUUUGUUCCAAAUACGUGUGAUGUAUUUGAGUCAGUGGGUGUCUGUUGGGUUGGGUGACUUAGGGUGGAGUUGUUGUUUUACUGAAGUGUUUAUGUUAAAUUGCUUUGCUUCUGCAGUGACAGCAUCAGACUGUGUCUCACCAGCGAAGCAUUUAACACUGAGGCCUUUCAUAACACUCUAUCCCUCAUGGUCCUGUGUCCUGGCUGAUAUCGCCAUCUAGUGGUGUGACUUGGCUGGCCAAGUUUGAUGUGUGGUUUUGUGUAGGAGAAUGUGAUGCAUUUAGGAAUUCUCCCUUUUGAUGCUUCCCAAAUCUGAUAUAUCACCUUUUACAUGGCUUUGUAAUGCUUUUGAUUAAUGAACAACACCAUGUUUGUGGUAACUAUUACAGAAUUCAGCAGGACUGGAAUGGAAAGGCACAAUAAUCUGUUCAAUAUACAUGACUGUAUACUGACAGACAUUUAUAUUUUGUGGAUCUGUUUUUUUCCCCCUUCUUCAUCUAAACUGUCAAAUUAUCAUUUAAGGUCUCCAAUCAGAUAUUCUAAAAUUGAGCACCCAACCAUGGCUGUCCAGUAUUGAUUUUAUUUAUUUUUAAAAUACCACCGGCGUCGUGCCAUUUGGUUUGAUUGGUAUCAACUGAUGCUAUUGGUUUUCUCUUUUGGGGAUGACUAAUUGUAAUGGUUUCAUUAUUUAUAAGUAUUACAUUCUAACUGUGCUCUUAUGAUUAUCAGUUAGUCUGUGUUUUUCCUUCAUGGACAUUUUCUUUCCUUUUGUUUUGAGUCUAACAUCAAUAAAAGUGCCUCUUUUAGACUAAA